GUCUCCGCUCGGCCUGGGCCCGGCGCAGGCGGCUCGGGGCCGGCCGCGGGUGGGAAGAGCGCGGUGCGCGCCAUGGCGCUGGGCUCGGCCUGGAAGCAGAUGUCGUGGCUGUACUACCAGUACCUGCUGGUCACCGCGCUGUACAUGCUGGAGCCCUGGGAGCGUACCGUCUUCAAUUCGAUGCUAGUUUCCAUUGUUGGAAUGGCACUGUACACGGGCUACGUGUUCAUGCCUCAGCACAUCAUGGCAAUAUUGCACUACUUUGAAAUUGUGCAGUGAUGAAGAAUGUAUGUGCAAGAAGUAAUCAUGCUCUGAAAUCUGGUCAACAAAGAAGAAUGAACCUCUUAGUUUUAACAAGACUUCUACCGAUGUCCAAAAAGGAAAGACACAAUGAUGAUUCUCAAGACUAGGAAACGAAAUGUGUAGAGCAGGGGCACAAGAUGUCCCCUUUGUUGUGUUAAUUCCUUUUGAUUUUACAAGAUAUGCCCUUGUAUAGUAGUUUUGUCUACCUUAACAUUGUGAUUGUACUUUGAUAUCAGUAUUUUCUUAACUUUGUGACAGUUUCGAUAUUGCACUGUGAAAGCUUUUCUUAAUUGUAAUUUUCAGUAAAUCUUAAUUGCCUUCUAUUUUUAAUCAGAAAAUCAUCUAAUUAAAUGGGGCUUAAAGCUUUUGCUAUUGUAUGGUAUGUAUUUGCCUGGGUAUUUCUAUCAAUGCAUUUUUGUAAGAAAAUACAUCUAGAUUCAUAUUAGAGACAUGGAUAUAUUCGUCUAACACUAUUUACACAAAUUAGUUUGUAUGACUGAACUCAGGUGUACUGUUUUCUUGUCCAGACUUUGUUCAACAGUAUAUUUGUGCAUAUCACCUGAAUUUGGAAUUAGCAAUUAUUUUGAGUUUCUGCGCUCCGUGUGUUGGAGGAGUGUGAGUGAGAGAGAGAGAGAAAGCACUGUAGCAAUGAAGGUUGCAUUCUUUAUGUUUGAAGUGCUGUGGUUAUGGUCUUUUCAUAGUGGGAACAAAAGCACUUUGCUGACAUAGGCCCACAUAAAGCUUUGGGAUAGUACUUUAAACCAACACUUUUUCUAACAACCGAUUAAAUUGUACUUUUACAUAAUGCUUUGUUAUGUUCCAUUGGUGAUGGUUCUCUGCUAAUUUUCACCCGACAGUGUAACAGCCUAUGUUUUAAAGGGGUUUUCUAUCGCUGCUAGCGUUCCAAAUGUGUUCUCUCUACAAAUGACCAAAACGUAGGGUUUUAAAUGGACUCGAGUUACAACUACAGCAAUAAGUAGCUGAAAACUUGACUGAAGUCCUGUCUUUUUUUUUUUUUUAUUUUUUUAAUAGGGAUUUUUUUCAUUUUUGUAUACUGAAAUGUAAGAUGGUGACAACCUAACUUUCUUACGUGGGUUUUUUUUUUUUUUUUUUGGUUUAAAAAAUAAAACUUUAAAAGCAGAGCUUUGCUGCAAAACUUUC
Messenger RNA from Gallus gallus (chicken), 1464 nucleotides. RefSeq names its product serine palmitoyltransferase small subunit A (gene SPTSSA). The transcript has 2 exons. Gene Ontology annotation, biological process: ceramide biosynthetic process. Lineage: Eukaryota; Metazoa; Chordata; Aves; Galliformes; Phasianidae. The coding region runs from base 73 to 279 and encodes 68 amino acids. The record is from RefSeq and is marked validated. Gene Ontology annotation, molecular function: serine C-palmitoyltransferase activity. Gene Ontology annotation, cellular component: serine palmitoyltransferase complex.